GGUGCAUACAUAUCUGCAUACAUAUCUGCAUACACGGUGCUCAGCCUCUCAUGAAUAUUACACGGCGAAGAUGCAGUAUUCCAUCUCAUCACGACCGCCGUGGGACGAGCCUCGAGUACGAGCCUCGAGUGUCAACUCCAACACCUUCAAAUACAAAUGACAAGAUUUGUCUUGCAAAACGUACAAUGCUAACUGCGAUUGAUUCUAUUUCUACUCCCUAGUCGAUUAUCACUUUCCCAAAAUACCACAAAUCGCAACUCCAAUAUGGCAGCAAUUAAAGUUGACAGCCAACAGCGCUAUCAUAACACGUCCGCGGCUUAUGUGCUCCCAAAAGCAAACGAUGUCAUUGAGCAGGAUCGACUUGAUACUCAGGCAGCUGCUAUUGUCGAGAUGAUUGGCGGCUUUCCUCUGUUGGCUCCAUUGCAAACACUGAAUAACAUCUCCAAGGUGGUUGAUAUUGGCUGUGGUACUGGUGUAGCGACCAUCCAGAUUGCUACCAUCUUGCCAUCUGCCACCAUUUACGGUCUCGACCUAACCCCAGUUCCAGAGGAGUCAAGGAGAAUGGCACCGGGUAAUGUGGUCUGGGCUCAAGAAAAUGUAUUGGAUGUUGACUACAACCAACCUGAUGGUGGUAUUUUAAGCCGCGAGAUAUUCAAACCGGGAGAAUUGGAUUAUGUCUUCGGCCGCAUGCUUUUCUUAGGCAUCAGCAACUGGCCAAAGUACUUUUCAACCACGUCACAUGCUUUGAGGUCUGGUGGCAUAAUUGAGCAUCAGGAUUUAGAUUGGAAAUUUUAUCGCGUCGGGACCUCAGAGUGUGUGAGCGACGAUUGGGAGUGGCACAAAGCAAUUUUAUCCGGGGCUCAAAAGUCCGGAUUAUCGACAACUUCUGGCUCUGGGGCAGCAGCACUUAUGACAGAUUGCGAUUUGGAAGUGAUCAACGUCCAAAGUUUUGAGUUUUCAUUUUCGGUGUCAAGCAGAACGCCUAAAAGUCAAGCAAUGGCGAGAUAUGUCCAAGCUAAAUUGAUACCACAGUAUCCGGAAUUACUUCGCAAAAUGCUUGGAGCUAUUGACAUUAGUGGGGAGAAAUUGGAGACAUUAACCAGAGCAUGUCUUCAUGACAUCAGUUCUGAGGAGGGCUUGUACCAGAAGUAUACCGUCACUAUUGCAAGAAAGGCAUAGCCAUAGGAUACUUCGAGGCACACGAAUAGUUCUAUAAUCACUUUAUUACGUCGCAAAUCACAUUUUGUAAAAGAUGUUAAAUUUUCACUGUCUUUAUGUCGCUUAGCCAUACAACUACCAACUCUAAAUGUGUGUAGCUUGUAGCACUUUCACAUGAGCUUCUUUCAAAAACAGCCAGAACAAAUCUCUUA
Molecule: messenger RNA, 1370 nt
Organism: Botrytis cinerea B05.10
Lineage: Eukaryota; Fungi; Ascomycota; Leotiomycetes; Helotiales; Sclerotiniaceae
Exons: 3
Coding region: 265-1179 (304 amino acids)
Source: RefSeq, a predicted model, not a curated record